Molecule: messenger RNA, 681 nt
Organism: Symbiodinium natans
Lineage: Eukaryota; Dinophyceae; Suessiales; Symbiodiniaceae
Source: the annotation of a GenBank genome assembly
AUGGGAAACUGCUGCGAUGCGCCCUCUGGGCAGGAGGAGGGCGAGGAGAUCGACCUCGGUGAGCUGGAAUCUGCUACACCACCUAAACCAGCAAUCACGUUGGAGUGGUUGUACGAGCCGGGGGAGGUGAAAGUCCUCUAUUAUGGCGACAUGGAGGAAUACAAGAAGAUCCCCCGGGUGCCUCAGGCAUGGGAGGUUGCCACCACCAUCUCCGUUGCCAGCCCGCGCAACUUCUCGCCCGCGCAGGCCAUGCAGGUGGAUGACAGCAUCGAUGGGACUGAGAGCCGGCCCAACGAGGCAUCGGCGGGCGCAUCUUCCGCGAGAGCACCGGCGGCGCUGCCGGUGCUUCUUGGUCGCCUCAACAAGGACGAAGAGGCACAGCUGCUGCAGAUGCGUGUCCAGGCAGUGAGAGUUGCCCGCCAGAGUAUGAGGGAGAAAGACCAGGCGGCUGCUGGGAAGGCUCCUCCAAAGGACAAGGCGCCCAAGGCCAAGGCAUGCACUUACAACCUUCUGAAGCAGACGGAGCAGCUGGAGCAGAACAAGACCGGGCAGGAUGGGAGGUGCGAGCGCCCCCGAGGACGCCAGCUCCUGGCGGCUUCUGCAGUGACUUCCCGCGAGCCUCGCCGCAUCAGUCGCUGCCGCAGCGAGCCAGCGCGAGCCAGCGCGAAGGUAGCCUGCUGA